This is a messenger RNA of Hyaloscypha bicolor E, 721 nucleotides long. RefSeq lists its product as uncharacterized. The coding region runs from base 207 to 521 and encodes 104 amino acids. NCBI's taxonomy places the organism in Eukaryota, Fungi, Ascomycota, Leotiomycetes, Helotiales, Hyaloscyphaceae. The transcript has a single exon. The record is from RefSeq and is a predicted model, not a curated record.
GGCUCUUGAUUUUAAAAGGCUCUUGAUUUCAAAAGCCACCCUCUCGGAGUCCCUCCGUUACGAUAGAGUCGGCACUAUUCGCGGAGUACCGGGAAUGGCCCUUUCGAGGCUUCCUAAAACGCACCAAGAUUGGGAACAAAACGAUAUACAAUCUCGAGUUCCAGCUGCCGCAUGUCCCAGAGCACCUCUAUUCCGAAGCGUCGGGCAUGCGUUCUGACAAGGAGACGUCUGCAGAGGCUGCAACCCCUCACGACACCAGCGCACCUUCCAAGAUGUAUCCCGCCGCGGUUCGUCCUCGGAUAAAGCGUGUUCCGUGGACGCCUAAAGAGGAUGCGACGGUGCUCAAGAUGAGGGACGAGGACGGCUGCACCUGGGAAGAGAUCCAUGACGUCCUCCCCCACCGGACCCCAGGGGCGAUCCAGGCGCAGUACUGUGCGAUCCGAGCGGGUAUUGGUAAAGCCGACGUAUCGGGUGGCCAGCAGCAGAAGAGACGGCGAGGCCGGCCCCGGAAGCAAACGUGAGGCUGGCUGUGAAGUUGUAGGAAGGGCAUGAGGUUUUCAGAGGUGUUUAUGGGAAGUGAUGGUUUGUCGAUGGACAUUACGGAUUGAUGGUCCGUAGUUGGAGACUGUCAUGUUGGGUGUUGGCAAUGUGGUUUCAUUUGAGCUUGCACGAAAAAGACAUUGAUAUCGGAAGGAGAUAUGAGGUGGAACGUCUUUACCAG